Messenger RNA from Effrenium voratum, 1299 nucleotides. The record is from the annotation of a GenBank genome assembly. NCBI's taxonomy places the organism in Eukaryota, Dinophyceae, Suessiales, Symbiodiniaceae.
AUGAAGGGAGCAACCACAGAGGAGGAAGUGCAGCUGGAUGAGGCGGGCUACGGGCAUGUGACUGCUCAUGGCAGCCACGGGCAGGUUGUGUCUUUCUUGCGGCGCCUGGCCGCUCAGAACCACCAGGAGCUGUCACAGGAAAAGCUGGAGGAGCUGGCGCGGCAGCACAUGAAGAUACCCAAGAGCCUCGAGGAACUGCGAGCGGACCUGGCGGCGGCGAGUUCUGCAGAUGACGACGCCAAGGCCUUCGUGUUCGUGGAGCCCAGCGAGGCAAUGGCGGCACAGGCCCUCCGAACGGGAGGAGGAGUGUCGGGCGCGGCUGCGAGCAGCUCUGGACUGGCGGCGGAGGUCCUGGUGGACGGCAGCGCGCUGUGCGCUGAGAACGUGCAGGGCGACGCCUCCAACACCUUGCAGAUCGUGGCUCCCCCUUGGGGCCUUCAGUCCUACUUGCUCCGUUCCCGCAUGUUCCAGCUGGUCAUCCUGCACCGGGGUGACCCGCAACGGGGGCUGGUGAUUUCCUCCAGCACGGACCGGAGCCGCCUUCAGGCGCUGGCAGAGGAGAUCCUGCGUCAGCUGGGCCCGGCGGUGGCGAGCCUCGGGGAAGCCCACACCUACCAGGCGCUGCAGACACAGCCGGACCUGUUGAGGCGGCUCAUGGUGUCACCCCAGGCGGUGGCCGAGGAGCUGCACUUGCCCUCCGCGCCCUCUGAGGAGGUUCACCCCGAGGAGGAGCAUGGCGACUGCCCCAUCUGCUUCGACGCGCUGGCCCCCGGGGAGGCGGCGAUGCGGUGCUGCGGCGCCGGCGGGCAGCACCACUACUUCCACGCAAGGUGCCUGCAGAGCUGGGUGCACUCCUGCCGCAACGGGCGUGAGGCCACCUGCCCAGUAUGCCGCGGCCGGCUGCAGAUGAACGGUCAGCGCCUGCAGGAGUUCUUGAACGGCAGCGAUUCGGCGGGUCUCUCCCAGGACGAUCGCACCUUCCUGGAGUCUGUGUCAGACGGGCUUCGUGGCAAAAACCGCUGGAGCAACAUGAACCGUUUGGAGCGAGUGGCCUAUGCCGGGGGGGUCAUGGCAGCGGCGGGCUGGGGCUUCAUGCUGGGCUUUGCAGAGGAGCGGAACAGACGGGGCCAGUCCCUGUCCCGUGCCCUGGUGCUGGAUGUGCUGCCCAGGGAGCAUCAAAUGGCGCAGGGCAUUGGAUACCUGGUGGGCCUGCUGGCUCGCGCUUUGCGGCACAGCUGGCAAGAGCAAGACAGGGAGCGGAGGCGAAACGAGCGCUCCGACCGCCGCCCCCCUUCGUGA